Messenger RNA from Hypoxylon fragiforme, 1421 nucleotides. RefSeq lists its product as uncharacterized. The transcript has a single exon. The record is from RefSeq and is a predicted model, not a curated record. Lineage: Eukaryota; Fungi; Ascomycota; Sordariomycetes; Xylariales; Hypoxylaceae. The coding region runs from base 273 to 977 and encodes 234 amino acids. Gene Ontology annotation, molecular function: protein binding.
GUUUAACUAGUUAAAUAACUACUUCCCUAUUUACGGAACAAUGAGUCUUCUUAGAAAUAGAUUUAGACAAUGAAAUUAUUGACAAUGAAAUUAUUGACAAUAUACCGAAACACAUAUAAUGGUCCUAAUAGAUAUAUCCAUGAAAAUCAAGUAUUGUUCACAUCUACACUGCCCCUUAGAACCAGUGUGCGUACGACAACGAUCGUAUAAUUGCUAUCGUACCCAGCACAUUAGAUACCUAAUAUCUACUUCUGGUUUCCAACGCUAAUCCAAUGGAAACCUUUGGAAUAACCGACAGGACGAAAAUUUACGGGGCCGAAGUCCGUCCCGUGCCCGGGAUCGGGUUUGGGAUGUUCGCGACAAAGAACUUAGAGGUCGGGGAUAUCGUGAUGAUAGAGUAUCCGGUGAUCGAGAUCGGGCACGCCGGGUCCAUCGCGGAGCUCUGCGACAGGUACUUCAGCCUGCCGCCGGCGGAACUGCGGACCGUCGACGCGCUGCACUGCGACCCGACCAAGCUCGAGGACGCAAUCGCCAAUCCCCAGCACCAAGACAACGUCUACCGCUGGGUGCACAAGAAGCAGCGGGCGGGCGAGUUCCUGCCCGAGACCGACACGCACCAGGUGGCGUGGCUGCUGCUGCGGCUGUGGGCGCUCUUCUGGACGAACUGCUCGGCGACGCCGAAUAACAAGAGCGGGCUGUACCCGGCGUUCUCGCGCGCGAACCAUAGCUGCCGGCCGAACGUGACGUGGCCGAUCGAGAUGAUGGACGGCGAGGCGAAGUUGACGAUGACGGCGACGCGCGAGAUCCGGGCCGGCCAGGAGAUCUUCGUCACGUAUUGCAGCAGCAUGCGCACGCUGCCCUUGAAAGAGAGGCGGAGCAAGCUCAUGAACUGGGGGUUUACUUGUCGGUGCGAGCUGUGCACUUCCGAGGAAGAAAAACUCGCACACGGCGGCAGAUCGCUGCGUCCGCGGAGGUAGUAGUGCAUAUAUAGGUACCCAAACGUAUAUUCAUCAUCGCGAGUAAGUAAGGUAUACCUACCUAGUAGGUACCCAGGUAACGUACCUAGGCAGGGACGCUCCCACUCUCGAUACAGCCGUGCUUAAAGAAAGCCACCUGUUUUCAUAUUAAUGCAGAUUUCUUUUCUAACAAAUGUUUAACACUUCAAGGUUGUUUAUAUAGAUAGAAGGAAGGUAGUAGACAGGUACUUUGAAACUGAUUAAUACCAUUAUAUGACGCCUUAACCACAGCUUGUGACAGAGGUAGAGUUACAUGAAUAGAUGCUCACUCUUGACGAUAUAUUCUAGCUUAGGUGACCUAGCUAAAAUCACCAUCCCCUUUCCCCAACGAGGCCAAGGUCAAGUUCCUACUAGCCCAAUAAAUACACCCCCCCUUACACAUCGCCCACCCACCCCCCAUCCACC